AUGGGAGGGCAGCACCGUGUCAGUGACGAGGCGGCCAUGGCCGGCUUCGCCGCCUCCUCGGAGCGCUUGGAAGGCUUGUCCGAGGGUGCUGCUGCAGUGGGGGGCCUGCAGCCUGGCAAAGGGGCGAGCGAGCGCGUGCUCUUCAAGCAGCCAGCAGAAAGAAAGUCUGUGCUAGGCCUUGACGCUUUGGCCCGUGCUAAGCGAGCGUCCGAUGCUUUAAAUGGGGAGGGGGUCAAGCGUGCGCGCAGUAGCAACGGGGCUGCAGUGGCUUGGGGCGGGGACGGGGAAGCCGGAGACGGGGAGGCGGAGGAUGCACUGCAGGACCGCAGGGAGAGUGGGCAGGGCGCCUCCUCCAGCGGGGGCAAGGUCAAGAACUACCGCUGGGCGAGGGCGCAGGACACGCCCUCCCACCCAGGCGGUGUCAAUGCGGAGGUGGCUGCUGCCAUAGCUGAGCGGCAGCGCCCCGCUGUGCCUGCCGUGGUGUACGCCAGCACCGCGCAUGCCCCUGACAGGCAAAGGGACGCCAGGAGGGGCGACCAUGCCCGGGACCGCGAGGAGGGCCGCGACAGGCGGGCAGGACAGCAGGCUGACAGGCACAGGCGCGACGACGGCCAGGGGAGGAGGGAGCGGGACAGCGGAGAGCGGCCGUCGUCAUCGUCAGGGCGGCGGCGUGAGGAGUACACACCCCACAACAGGGACGGGGAUAGGGGCAGCGACAGACACCGGGAGAGGGGCAGUGACAGGGACAGGGACAGGGGUAGGGACAGGGACAGGCGUGGCGGCGGGCGGCGGUGGGAGGACCCCUCUCCUCGGCGGGGUGGGCGCUCGGCUUGGGACGACGGGCGGUGGGAGUGGGACGACACACCCUCCCGGCCAGAAGGGACGCCUGUCCGAGCCUCAGCCACCCCGGCGCGCUCGUUUGUGCCGCCGUCGCCGUCGGCGGGCCUGGCAUCUCCCUGGGAAGGCGGGGACACACCCGCUCGGGAUGCCAACUGGACCCCGGGCUCCAGCUUUGUCCCGUCCCCGUCCCCCAUCCGGGCGGGGGGCGCCACGCCGGCGCGCCCGGGGGAGCCUGGCAAUCACCGCUUGCGCUUCCAGCGGAGCGGGCAGGCAGGCGGGCGGGAAGGGGAGGGGGAGGGCGACGAAGGGGACCGGGCAGAGUACGAGGAGGAGGAGAGGAGGGUCGACAGGAGCUGGUAUGAUGCGGAGGAGAGCGGCACGGUGGUGGACGGCGAGGACGCCGCCGACGUGUUUGUGGGCGACGACAAGCUGUUUGCGGCGCGCGAGGCCGCGCUGGUGCAGCGCAGCGGGGGGGCGGCGCAGGCGCGGCUGGUGCGCGCGGACGGGAGCAAGAUGAGCCUGGCGGCGAGCAAGAAGUACAGCGCGCUGCACGCAGACAACCAGCAGUGGGAGGACCGGCAGCUGAUGGCGUCGGGCGUGGUGCGGCGCGGCGAGCAGGACCUGGACAUCGACGACGAGGAGGAGAACAAGGCCAUCCUGCUGGUGCACGACACCAAGCCGCCGUUCCUGGACGGGCGCGUCGUGUUCACCAAGCAGGCGGAGCCGGUGAUGCCGCUCAAGGACCCCACCUCCGACAUGGCCAUCAUCGCCAGGAAGGGCUCCGCGCUCAUGCGCGAGGUGCGCGAGAAGCGUGAGGCGAGCAAGUCGCGCGCGCGCUUCUGGGAGCUGGCGGGCAGCAAGCUGGGCAACAUCCUGGGCGUGGAGCAGCCCAAGGGCGACCCGGACGGCCUCUCGCGCGGCGGCCACCCCCCCGCCGAUGACGAUGACGAUGGAGAGGGCGGGGACUAUAAGCAAGCGGGCAAGUUCGCGGGGCACAUGGCGGCGCCGAGCCAGGCGGUGAGCGACUUCGCCAAGAGCAAGAGCAUGGCGGAGCAGCGCGCGUUCCUGCCCAUCUUCAGCUGCCGCGAGGAGCUGCUGGCCGUGGUCCGCGAGAACCGCGUGGUGGUGGUCGUGGGCGAGACGGGCAGCGGCAAGACGACGCAGCUGACGCAAUACCUGCACGAGGCCGGUUACACCACCUACGGCAUGGUCGGCUGCACGCAGCCGCGCCGCGUGGCCGCCAUGAGCGUCGCCAAGCGCGUCUCCGAGGAGAUGGCCACGCCGCUGGGCGACCAGGUCGGGUACGCCAUCCGCUUCGAGGACUGCACCUCCAGCAACACCAUCAUCAAGUACAUGACGGACGGCGUGCUGCUGCGCGAGUCGCUGCGCGAGCCGGACCUGGACAACUACAGCGUCAUCAUCAUGGACGAGGCGCACGAGCGCAGCCUCAACACGGACGUCCUCUUCGGCGUCCUCAAAAAGGUCGUCGCGCGCCGCCGCGACUUCAAGCUCAUCGUCACCUCCGCCACGCUUAACGCAGAAAAGUUCUCCAACUUCUUUGGCGGCGUGCCGUGCUUCACCAUCCCUGGGCGCACGUUCCCGGUGCAGACGAUGUGGAGCAAGAGCCCGUGCGAGGACUACGUGGACGCGGCGGUGAAGCAGGCGCUGGCCAUCUACAUGAGCCACCCGCCGGGCGACAUCCUCAUCUUCAUGACCGGCCAGGAGGAGAUCGAGACCACGUGCUUCGCGCUGCAGGAGCGCGUCGACCGCCUCGACGCCGAGGUGCUCAAGAAGAAGGGCGACCUGCUCAUCCUGCCCAUCUACUCCCAGCUGCCGGCGGACCUGCAGGCCAAGAUCUUCAACCCGGCGGAGGGCGGCGCGCGCAAGUGCAUCGUGGCGACCAACAUCGCGGAGACGAGCCUGACGGUGGACGGCAUCCUGUACGUCAUCGACACCGGGUACGUCAAGAUCAAGGUGUACAACCCCAAGAUGGGCAUGGACGCGCUCACCGUCUUCCCCGUCUCCCAGGCCGCCGCCAACCAGCGCUCGGGGCGGGCCGGCCGCACGGGGCCCGGCACGUGCUUCCGGCUGUACACGGAGCAGGCGUACAAGGGCGAGAUGCUGGCGCAGCCGGUGCCCGAGAUCCAGCGCACCAACCUGGGCAACGUGGUGCUGCUGCUCAAGAGCCUUAACAUCGACAACCUGCUCGACUUCGACUUCAUGGACCCGCCCCCCGCGGCCAACAUUCUGAACAGCAUGUACCAGCUGUGGAUCCUGGGCGCGCUGGACAACACGGGCGGGCUCACGGGCAUCGGGCGCAAGAUGGUGGAGUUCCCGCUGGACCCGCCGCUGGCGCGCAUGCUGCUGGCGGGCGACGCGCUGGGCUGCACCGCGGAGGUGCUGACCAUCGUGAGCAUGCUCAGCGUGCCCAGCGUCUUCUUCCGGCCCAAGGACCGCGCGGAGGAGAGCGACGCGGCGCGCGAGAAGUUCUUCGUGCCCGAGAGCGACCACCUGACGCUGCUCAACGUGUACCAGCAGUGGAAGAGCAACGGGUACCGCGCGGACUGGUGCGCGCAGCACUAUUUGCACAGCAAGGGCAUGAAGAAGGCGCGCGAGGUGCGGCAGCAGCUGCUGGACAUCCUGCAGCAGCAGCGGCUGGCGCUGACCAGCGCGGGCAGCGACUGGGACGCGGUGCGCCAGGCGGUGUGCGCGAGCUACUUCAACAAUGCGGCCAAGCUCAAGGGCGUGGGCGAGUACGUCAACUGCCGCACGGGCAUGCCGUGCCACCUGCACCCCAGCAGCGCGCUCUACGGCCUGGGCUACACUCCGGAGUACAUCUGCUACCACGAGCUGGUGAUGACCAGCAAGGAGUACAUGCAGUGCGUGACGGCCGUGGAGCCGCAGUGGCUAGCCGAGCUGGGGCCCAUGUUCUUCAGCGUCAAGGACAGCCAUACCAGCCGGCUGGAGGCGCGCAAGCGGCAGAAGGCCGAGAAGAGCGCCAUGGAGAAGGAGAUGGAGGAGGCGCUCGCGCGCAAGGAGAGGGCCGCGCAGGAGGCGCAAGCAGCAGACGCCAGCCGCAAGCGGGCAGAGAGGCAGGCCAUCGCCACCCCGGGUCGCAGGAAGGAGCCAGGGACGCCAGCAGCGACCCCCAGGAGGAUAGGGCUCUGAGUUGAGCAACAGGACCAGGACAGUUGAGUAGGCAUCUACCUUUAUUAACGGAACCUUUGGGUAGAUUUCGCCGUCUCUGUUAGCACACAGAGGUUGGGUCUUUGAGAAAAUGGUUGGAAGAGCAUACAUCGUAUUGACCUGGCACAAAAAAGUGGCACAAUGGUGUAAUUCACUGGCUUUGCAAAAGUCGCGUACAUCCGCUACUUGGUAUCUCAGUCGACAUGCAGGAUUCAUCUGUCGAGCUGGCCCGCCG
Molecule: messenger RNA, 4261 nt
Organism: Klebsormidium nitens
Lineage: Eukaryota; Viridiplantae; Streptophyta; Klebsormidiophyceae; Klebsormidiales; Klebsormidiaceae
Source: the annotation of a GenBank genome assembly